Messenger RNA from Medioppia subpectinata, 384 nucleotides. Lineage: Eukaryota; Metazoa; Arthropoda; Arachnida; Sarcoptiformes; Oppiidae. The record is from the annotation of a GenBank genome assembly.
AUGUACAUAGAGUGUCAUCACAUGUGGUCAUCACUCACCUCAUCCAGAGGUCGCGGCGCCUAUCGGGUCGUCAAUGGCGUCAACAACACUGCCAUCAAAGAAGAGGUACAAGUGGUGGAUGUGCUGGAAGUGACGGACCGCUCGUCUGGUGAUCGCAAACAACACGUGACGACCAAAACGAUUGAUGUAAUCACUAUCGAUAGCGACGACGAGAUGGACGAAGACAUACAACUCAUUGAUAGCGAAGACAUACAACUCAUUGAUAGCGAUUACGACACGACUUCGUUGACGUCUUCGUCGGUCGUCGAGGCUAUCGAUGAGAAGCCGAAGAAGUGCUGGAAAUGUAUGACUCGACUGAUUGGCAAAAGUGGUCAACAAAGCAAU